This is a messenger RNA of Rotaria sp. Silwood2, 1983 nucleotides long. The record is from the annotation of a GenBank genome assembly. NCBI's taxonomy places the organism in Eukaryota, Metazoa, Rotifera, Eurotatoria, Philodinida, Philodinidae.
AUGUCUCGUAGUACAGGUAGUAAUAGAAAAGGCCAAGCAAUUGGUAUUGAUUUGGGAACAACUUAUUCUUGUGUGGGAGUAUUUCAACAUGGUAAAGUUGAAAUAAUUGCAAAUGAUCAAGGAAAUCGAACAACACCAUCUUAUGUUGCAUUUACCGAUACUGAACGUUUAAUUGGUGAUGCUGCUAAAAAUCAAGCAGCUAUGAAUCCACCAAAUACAGUAUUUGAUGCUAAACGUUUAAUCGGACGACGUUUUGAUGAAGAAACUGUACAACAAGAUAUUAAAUUAUGGCCAUUUAAAGUUGUUAAUGGUAAAGAGCGAAAGCCCUUCAUUGAAGUUGAAUAUAAAGGUGAAAGAAAACUUUUUUCACCAGAAGAAAUUUCUUCAAUGGUAUUAACAAAAAUGAAAGAAACAGCAGAAGCUUUCUUAGGUACAACUGUUAAACAAGCUGUUGUUACAGUUCCUGCCUAUUUUAACGAUUCACAACGACAGGCAACGAAAGAUGCAGGUACUAUUGCUGGUCUUGAUGUGCUUCGUAUUAUAAAUGAACCAACAGCUGCUGCACUUGCUUAUGGUCUAGAGAAAAAACUUCACCGUGAUCAAAAUAUUCUUAUUUAUGAUCUUGGUGGCGGUACAUUUGAUGUAUCUAUUUUAACAAUAAGUGGUGGUGAUGAAGGUGGUUCAGUAUUUGAAGUAAAAUCUACUGCUGGUGAUACACAUUUAGGUGGUGAAGAUUUUGAUAAUCGUUUAGUUCAACAUUUUAUUGAAGAAUUUCGUCGUAAACAUGGUAAAGAUAUAUCCAAAAAUCCGAAAGCUAUACGACGUUUACGAAGUGCAUGUGAACGUGCUAAACGAACAUUAUCAUCAUCAACAACAGCUUCAAUGGAAAUCGAUUCCCUUUUUGAAGGAGUUGAUUUUAAUACACAAAUAAGUCGUGCUCGAUUUGAAGAGCUUAAUAUGGAUUACUUUCGAGGUACAAUAGGACCUGUUGAACGAGCUCUUAAAGAUGCUAAAUUACAAAAACGUGAUAUCGAAGAAGUUGUACUCGUCGGUGGUUCAACACGUAUACCAAAAGUUCAACAAUUAUUAUCAGAAUUUUUUAAUGGAAAAACAUUAAAUAAAAAUAUUAAUCCUGAUGAAGCUGUUGCUUAUGGUGCCGCUGUACAAGCUGCUAUUUUGAUCGGUGAUAAAAGUGAAAUGAUUAAAGACGUUUUACUUAUUGACGUAACACCAUUAUCAAUGGGUAUUGAAACAGCUGGUGGUGUUAUGACUAAAUUAGUUGAACGAAAUACACGUAUUCCAUAUAAAAAAACAGAAACAUUUACAACCUAUGCAGAUAAUCAACCAGCAGUUUCUAUUCAAGUUUAUGAAGGUGAACGUUCAAUGACAAAAGAUAAUCAUUUGUUAGGUCAAUUUAAUUUGGAAGGUAUUCCUCCUGCUCCACGUGGUAUACCACAAAUUGACGUUACUUUUGAUUUGGAUGCAAACGGUAUUCUUCAUGUUACUGCUGAAGAUAAAAGUACAGGUCGAAAUAAGAAAAUUGAAAUUAAAAAUGAUAAAGGACGUUUAUCUCAAGCUGAAAUUCAACGUAUGGUAAAUGAUGCAGAACAAUAUCGGGACGAAGAUGAACAAGCGCGUGAACGCGUUAAUGCACGAAAUCGUCUUGAAACAUAUGUAUAUUCAUGUAAACAAGCUAUAGAAAAUUAUAAUGGUUCAGCUAUAAGUUCUUCGGAUAAAUCGACUGUUUUGGGUGCAUGUGAAGAAACACAAAAAUGGUUAGACAGAAAUCGAUUGGCUGAAAAAGAGGAAAUUGAACAUCAGUAUAAAUCAUUAGAAAAGAAAUGUCAGAAAAUUAUGACAAAAAUGCAUGGUGGUGGCGGUGGCGGUGGCGGUGGUAGUGGACAACAAUAUGGUCGCAGUGGAAGCCAUCAUGAUGGUGGUAAUGAUGGUUAUUCAGGUCCACGUGUGGAAGAAGUCGAUUAA